AGAACCAGGAAGGCGCUGAGCUUAAACUGAAGCAAGUUCGGUGGACGCCGGCGGCGCCCUGAUCUAAAGAAACGACUCAGGGACUGCGGCGCUUGCACGUCAACGGGAGGUGUGAGCCCAAAGGUCUGGACCCAGAAAUGGGACGUCGGUCAUCAGAUACUGAAGAAGAAAGCAGAAGCAAGAGAAAAAAGAAACACCGUAGACGGUCCUCCUCGAGCAGUUCUUCAGAUAGUAGAACAUACAGCCGAAAGAAAGGAGGAAGGAAAUCAAGAUCAAAGUCAAGAUCUUGGUCCAGAGAUCUUCAGCCUCGUUCACAUUCUUAUGAUAGAAGACGCAGGCAUCGAUCAAGCAGUAGCUCUUCUUAUGGCUCCAGAAGGAAACGAAGUCGAAGUCGUUCAAGGGGUCGAGGGAAAUCCUAUAGAGUUCAGAGGUCUAGGUCAAAAAGCAGAACAAGAAGGUCCAGGUCAAGACCUCGUCUCCGUUCUCAUAGUCGUAGCAGUGAAAGGUCCAGUCACAGAAGAACGCGUAGUCGGUCUCGGGAUAGAGAACGACGUAAGGGCAGAGAUAAAGAGAAAAGAGAAAAGGAGAAGGAUAAAGGGAAGGACAAGGAAUUACAUAACAUCAAACGUGGGGAAUCUGGAAACAUCAAAGCUGGAUUAGAACAUCUGCCACCAGCUGAACAGGCCAAAGCCAGACUACAGCUGGUUCUUGAAGCUGCUGCAAAAGCUGAUGAAGCAUUGAAAGCCAAAGAAAGAAAUGAGGAAGAAGCAAAGAGAAGAAAGGAGGAAGGUAAAGGCAUGUGUUCAUUUUUCUCUGAGAAAUCACUAUUUGGCUGUAUUUCCUGAAUAGACCGUAGAAUAUAAUCUAAUGCCUUAAGGGUUACUUCAUGCUGUUUCAUGAACCAAAACUAUGACACAAUAGCACACUAUAUUCAUUGUCUUGGACACUAAUGUUUGCUCUCAUAAGAUUAGUUUAUAAGCAUGCUAUUAUAUAUUCUGGGAAAUUGGGAGGAGAUAAGAUUAUAUAGUAGUGCUGAUGUUGGUUUGUUCCUUCUGACUUUUAUAGUUAAAAAAUUAUCAAAAUCAGUCACAGAAAUAGAUUGAACCUUAUCCAUAGAUUUUGAAAUAUUUCAGUAGUGAUGAAGAAAAGUCCUCUUGCCAAUAAAACUUUUUUAAAGUUGAGAGAACAUUGAAAUUCAAAAUGUCAUAAAUAGUCAUAUGAAAUCCAUGUCUUCAUUUUUAAAGAUAUUCUUUUUAAAAAACAACAUUUAGGCCAUUCCCCCAAAAUAUUAUCUAAACAAAUCUAACACAUUUUUAUCUCCUCUAACAAAUUUUUAUUUUCCCCUUAAUUUGCUAUCUGUGAUUUAUGUGAGUGAAAAUUUUGCCUUUUUUUCUUCACGGGGGAUUAUAUACAUAUACUGUUCUAAAUUACAGUGCUUAAAGCAAGAUUCAGGCAAAUCUUUCUCAGUGAGUUAAGUUGAUGAUCUGCUUAGAAUGGCAAUCAUGUCACUUUAUUGGCUAAUUUCACAGGGUAGCUAUUUCCUCUUGUGAGCUUUUGAGAAGUUGAAGUCUGAUAAUAUGUGCCAGAAUUUGGACUUUUGAGUGCUGUAGUCAAAAUCUGAAAGUUGAAAUUUUUGCCUUAGUAGGUACCUGUGUUUUAUUGUAACAACCAGAAGAUAAUCUGAACUUCCCAGCAACUACAUGGAAGCUGAGAUUCAGUAAAACCCAAAGUAUAAUGGUUUAGAAUGCUUAAAACCCAUCAGAGCCAUCCUCAAAACCAAGCGAAAAAAAAAAAAAAAACUGUAGAUUUAAGUGGCAGAUCCCUACAAAUAAGUAGAUUCAAACUAAAUGUGGAUGAAUUUGUACACAUAUAGUAUAGUGUUCUUACCUUACUUGACCCCCAAAUAUCCUGGCUUUAUGCUCUUUUCCGGGAUCAACUAAUUUUAUGGUAUACUGAGAAAAAAAUGAAUUUCAGUAGCAAGAUUCCUCAGUAGAAUUACCUUCUUUUGGAUCUCUUGGCAUUGUUAAUGAAAGCAAGCUAUCUGAUUUCAGUUAUCCUUAUAAUGUGCCCAUAGUACAAACAGACAUAAGACUAAAUGCAAAUGUGUCUAAGCAAAUUAUAAUUUUUAAGUACUGCUAUGUUGUGUGGCAUUCUGAUCAAUGUAACUAAUUAAUAACAUAAUGGCCCUUAUAAAACUCUGUGGUACCGUAAAUCACGUGUAUAGUACUUAUGACCAAGCAAUACAGUGAAAAUAUGUUGUAGUGGUUAUUAGCCUAAUCCUAUUAAUUCAGAUCUUAAUUGGAAUCUUAAUCAGUUGAAAAUGAAUGGCAGUGAGAGUAAUCACAGAUAUUGAAAUUUCAAGGUGAUUUGUUUUUAUGAAAAAAAUAAUAUGAAUGCUUAUCUUAGCAAAAGAAACUUUUUUAAUACUUCAGAACUCCUCAUUUACAUGUUGACAGUUGAUAUUUCUACAGCUCUCUUGUUUUCAUUAAAUUAGCUCUAAGCAUCUUUUAAGACAUUUGCUUAAGAAUUUCUUAAGUAACUAUAGAUACUUGAACAUUAUAAUUCUUUGUAAUUUUUAAUUUAGACUUUUCACUAAAUCACACUGACCUUAUACGUAGUCUGCAAUAUACAGUACCUUUUUUCUUUCAGUUCCUGAGAAUUGUUGAAAAAGCAUAUUCCUCCAAUCAUAGCUGUUUUAAUUAGCAUCUUUAAAAAUCUAGCAUUCUAACUAGAGUAUAAACUACAGGAUUACAGAGGACUUAAUAUCCACAAUGCCUAACACAUAGUAGAAACUCAGUUUCUUGAAUUGUUGCAUGAUGAAUGAAUAAAUCAAUGACCAAUUUCCCUUUAUUCUUUUAAAUUCAUGCUAAGUAGCUUAUUUUGAGCUUGCAACGGGAUUCCAAAUAAUCUCAUUGAAAGUAUAACCCAACUUUGUUAAGGGCUUUUCUAAGACAGGCCGUAACUAUUAAGCUAUUGCUGUAAUAAUUUAGAGCAUGCAAAAUUAAACCAAAGAAUGUCAAAAUACUGUCAAAAUUUGCUAAACUAUUUGCUAGAUUCUUUGUUGUUGUUUGCUUCCAAAUUUUUUUUCUCUUGAGUUGUCUAGAUACUUGAAUGCUAUCAAAUUAACAGUUCCCUGAGAGUGAUUAAUGUAUAAGCUACAUUUAUUUUAUUUCAUAUAAUUAGUCUAACUGCAAAUUGAAACCUUAGAUCAGUAUGCAUGUGUGUAUAUAGUUCUGUAUCUGAAAGAAUAAAAAUCCUUUAUUUUCAGUCUGUAAGCCACUAGUAAUUCACUCUGUCACAUCAUUUAUACAAUUCAUCUCUUAAUUUCUCAUCAUGCUGAUGUGCAAUACAGAGUUGAAAGCAUUGCGAAAAUGUAGAUAAAUGUUGUCUACCCAGCUCCCUUUAUCCACUCUCUGUUAUCUCAGAAAAGCUAUUGUAUUAGCAUAGCAAGAUCUGUGCCAUGCAAAUUCAUUCUAUUAUGCAGUCUUCCUUUGAGUGUUCUUAAAUCAAUAACAUAAUUAUGUUUGCAAGUAUUGCAUCCAAAAUAAAAGUCAGGCUGCACACCAAAA
Molecule: messenger RNA, 3569 nt
Organism: Homo sapiens (human)
Lineage: Eukaryota; Metazoa; Chordata; Mammalia; Primates; Hominidae
Gene: RSRC1
Product: arginine and serine rich coiled-coil 1
Exons: 7
Coding region: 138-845 (235 amino acids)
Biological process (GO): mRNA splicing, via spliceosome; alternative mRNA splicing, via spliceosome
Cellular component (GO): nucleus; cytoplasm; nuclear speck
Source: RefSeq, a predicted model, not a curated record